This is a messenger RNA of Ceratina calcarata, 2653 nucleotides long. RefSeq names its product digestive organ expansion factor homolog. Lineage: Eukaryota; Metazoa; Arthropoda; Insecta; Hymenoptera; Apidae. Gene Ontology annotation, molecular function: rRNA binding; U3 snoRNA binding. Gene Ontology annotation, cellular component: nucleolus; small-subunit processome. The coding region runs from base 267 to 2546 and encodes 759 amino acids. The transcript has a single exon. Gene Ontology annotation, biological process: maturation of SSU-rRNA from tricistronic rRNA transcript (SSU-rRNA, 5.8S rRNA, LSU-rRNA). The record is from RefSeq and is a predicted model, not a curated record.
UGUAUAUACAGUUGGUUGAAAAUUCGAGUUGCAUGUUCGUUUUCUUAAUAUACGCGUCGUUUUAUUAUAAGCAGUAAUACAAUUAUUCUGAUCAUGAAUAGUAAGUCUGAUCAUGAAGUGUCUACUUCUGCUAUUAAUUCUUGACGCAUGACAAACUGUGAACUGUAGGAAACAUCGACAAAAGCACGUGGUUGAGCUCUCAUUUCGUUCCUCGUAAUUUGAAUAAAUGUACAUUUAUUAAUUGAUUUUCGGAGCUUCUGGUAAUAAUGGUACGUCGUAGAAGACCAGUUCGUGGUGGGAAAAGAAAAUUCGACCAGCGAAAUAAUCAUCCGAAACCAAAGAAAGGUAAAUUUAACCUAAAGGAAUCGUCGUACGUGAAAGAACGAAUUAUUAGGAACAAUGAGAUCGAAAGACGAAGGAAAAUGUUGGAGGAAGAAAAAUCAAAGCGACGACAACGCGUGGAUACUGAUAGUUCUGAUGAUGCGCAAGAAAAUCCGCUGCAAAAUUUAUUAGCUACAUUUUCAAAGACUAAUGAUCAGAAAGUGACUGCUAUCGAAUCUGAAACAGAAUCAGAAGGUGAUAGUGACAAAGAUGAGAUUGAGGAAAUUAAUGAAGUCGACGAGAAUCCAGCAGUUCAGUCCGACAAUUCAGGCGAAGAAGGAGAGCCAGUAACCGACGAUGAAGAGAUAGAAAUGAAAGAAGAUGAUGAAGAAGAUCCUGAAACAGCUCAAGAGGAUGUUGGCAACCUAAGGGAUCCAUUUUCGAUUCAUCUUCACGAUGAUUUAAGCGAUGAACUUUACGAGGCAGUCUCUAACGUCCCACAAAUUGUACAAACUCAGAAGAUAACAUGGCCUACUUUAGGCAAUCUUAUAUGUCAGAUCCCAAAACCAAGGAAUACAGAAGAUACAAUAAAGAAAAUCGAUAGUUUUAUUUUAGAAAACAAACAGUUUGCCAAGUGCGGCACCAUCCCUCAGUUGAUCAACAGUGUCAAUUGGAAUAAAUUGUAUGUAAAAUCUCAAAUCCACGACAAUAUUUCAAAAGCAAAUUAUUCCAAUGUAAAGGACGAUGUGACUAAGAAUCCGUCUCCCAUGACUCCCUUGCAGAAGGAAUUAUUUUCUAUAAUAAAUAACUAUCAAGAUCUGUAUUAUCCCGAAAGAACGUAUUCCAAUGCAGAUCAGAUAAGAUUUGUAUACUGUUUACACGCGAUUAAUCAUUUGUUGAAGACGAGAACGAAAGUGUUGCAUCAUAAUGCGAAAAUAACAAAAUCAAAAUGUACAAACAUGGCAGAAAUUCCUGACGAAUAUCGAGAUCAAGGUCUGGUGAGACCAAAAAUCUUGAUAAUCGUUCCUUUUAGACAUUCGUGUUUGAAAAUAGUAGAAUUAUUAAUAUCAAUUUUAAUUGGAGAAGACAAGGGUGAAUCUGUGAUCAAUAAAAACAGAUUCAUGGAAGAUUUUAGUGGAAACGAAUUAGUGUUGCCAAAAUUAAACCCGAAACCAGAAGAUUAUGAGUUGACCUUCCAAGGCAACACGGACGAUACCUUUAAAAUAGGAAUUGCUGUUACGAAAAAAACUUUAAAAUUAUAUUCAGAGUUUUAUUCCUCUGAUAUAAUAAUCUCGUCCCUUCUGGGUUUGAGAAUAUUAAUAGGUGCGGAAGGUGAAGCAGAAAGAGACUUUGAUUUUUUGGCAUCCGUAGAAUUGAUGAUUCUCGAUCAAUCAGAAUUGUUUCUAAUGCAAAAUUGGGACCACAUGAUACACGUGCUAAAUCAUAUGCACCUGCAACCGAAAGAUUCUCACGGGACAGAUUUUUCUCGAGUGAGAAGUUGGUCUGUGAAUGGUUGGACGAAAUACUAUAGACAAACAUUGAUAUUUUCAAGCGUUCACGUGCCUGAAAUUUAUGGAAUAUUUAAUAAGAAAUCUUACAAUUACGCAGGGAAAGUGAAAGUAAUAAAUCCUAUCUCUUCCGGGUCCAUUUGUCAAGUAGUAGUUCAAGUUCCGCAAGUAUUUCAUAGAUUUCAAACGUCCAGCCAUUCUCAAGCUUUGGAUCAUAGAAUAGAAUUCUUUAUAACGAAAAUACUUCCUCAAUAUAAGGACGUGAUUAUGAACCACACGUUGAUCUUCGUGCCGUCUUAUUUCGAUUUUGUUAAACUGCGAAAUUAUUUAAAGAAAGAAGAAUACAGUUUUGUACAGAUUUGCGAAUAUUCCAAAGACGCAAAGGUAGCGAGAGCGAGAGACAUGUUCUUUCACAGUGAUGCUCAUUUUCUUUUGUACUCGGAACGAUUUCAUUUUUUCCGAAGGGUGAGGGUGAAAGGUAUAAGACACAUUAUAUUUUUUGCGCCACCGACGUUCCCUCAUUUUUACACAGAAAUGUGCAACUUGAUGCGAGAAGCUAAUCAGAAUCCACGCGCCGGCUCUGAAAGCAACAUGACAGUCACCGUUUUAUAUUGUAAAUACGACGUCAUGCAGCUUUCCGCGAUUGUCGGUACUGAAAGAGCGAGCAAAAUGAUUGGAUCGGAAAAGACUGUACAUAUGCUUAUGACUGGUGAAUGAGAAAUGGACAGCAUUAUGUUUUAGACAAUUGUAAAUUAUCAGAUGUAUAUAAAAGGUACAAUUCACAAUCUACAUUUUUAAUAAUAACAUUUCCACUUUUUACUUUU